Lottia gigantea (owl limpet) is the source of this 696-nucleotide messenger RNA. RefSeq lists its product as hypothetical. The annotation marks the transcript as partial. Gene Ontology annotation, biological process: negative regulation of protein sumoylation. Gene Ontology annotation, molecular function: calcium ion binding. The transcript has a single exon. Lineage: Eukaryota; Metazoa; Mollusca; Gastropoda; Lottiidae. The record is from RefSeq and is a predicted model, not a curated record.
CCAGUCCACAGCAAGCCUAUUGAACAUUCCCCAGUCCACAGCAAUCCUAUUGAACAUUCCCCAGUCCACAGCAAUCCUAUUGAACAUUCCCCAGUCCACAGCAAGCCUAUUGAACAUUCCCCAGUCAACAGCAAGCCUGUUGAACAUUCCCCAGUCAACAGCAAGCCUAUUGAACAUUCCCCAGUCCACAGCAAGCCUAUUGAACAUUCCCCAGUCCACAGCAAUCCUAUUGAACAUUUCCUAGCCAACAGCAAGCCUAUUGAACAUUCCCCAGUCCACAGCAAGCCUAUUGAACAUUCCCCAGUCCACAGCAAGCCUAUUGAACAUUCCCCAGUCAACAGCAAGCCUGUUGAACAUUCCCCAGUCAACAGCAAGCCUAUUGAACAUUCCCCAGUCCACAGCAAGCCUAUUGAACAUUCCCCAGUCCACAGCAAUCCUAUUGAACAUUCCCCAGUCAACAGCAAGCCUAUUGAACAUUCCCCAGUCAACAGCAAGCCUAUUGAACAUUCCCCAGUCCACAGCAAGCCUAUUGAACAUUCCCCAGUCAACAGCAAGCCUAUUGAACAUUCCCCAGUCCACAGCAAGCCUAUUGAACAUUCCCCAGUCAACAGCAAACCUAUUGAACAUUCCCCAGUCCACAGCAAUCCUAUUGAACAUUCCCCAGUCCACAGCAAUCCUAUUGAACAUGGUAUAUAA